This is a messenger RNA of Tinamus guttatus (white-throated tinamou), 1274 nucleotides long. NCBI's taxonomy places the organism in Eukaryota, Metazoa, Chordata, Aves, Tinamiformes, Tinamidae. The record is from RefSeq and is a predicted model, not a curated record.
AAGAUGAAAAGGAAUAUGCACUGAAGCAAAUUGAAGGUACAGGGAUAUCCAUGUCGGCCUGUAGAGAGAUUGCACUUUUACGAGAGCUGAAGCACCCUAACGUGAUUGCGUUACAGAAGGUUUUCCUUUCUCACAGCGACAGGAAGGUUUGGCUGCUGUUCGACUAUGCUGAACAUGAUUUGUGGCAUAUUAUCAAGUUUCACCGUGCCUCAAAAGCAAAUAAAAAGCCCAUGCAGUUGCCAAGAUCUAUGGUUAAAUCACUACUUUACCAGAUUCUUGAUGGAAUCCAUUACCUCCAUGCAAACUGGGUGCUUCAUAGAGAUCUGAAACCAGCAAACAUUCUGGUAAUGGGCGAAGGUCCAGAAAGAGGAAGAGUCAAAAUAGCUGAUAUGGGUUUUGCCAGGUUGUUCAACUCACCUUUGAAGCCACUGGCAGACUUGGACCCAGUUGUGGUGACAUUCUGGUACAGGGCUCCGGAGCUGUUGCUUGGAGCCAGGCAUUACACAAAGGCCAUUGAUAUUUGGGCAAUUGGCUGCAUAUUUGCUGAACUAUUGACUUCGGAACCUAUAUUUCACUGUCGUCAGGAGGACAUCAAAACAAGUAAUCCUUUUCAUCAUGAUCAGCUAGAUCGCAUUUUCAGUGUAAUGGGAUUCCCUGCAGAUAAAGAUUGGGAAGACAUAAGAAAGAUGCCGGAAUAUCCGACUCUUCAAAAAGAUUUUAGAAGAACAACAUACGCCAAUAGUAGCCUCAUAAAAUACAUGGAGAAACACAAAGUCAAGCCUGACAGCAAAGUUUUUCUUUUGCUUCAGAAACUUCUUACUAUGGACCCUACGAAGAGAAUUACCUCAGAGCAGGCGUUGCAGGACCCCUACUUUCAGGAGGAUCCUCUGCCUACAUCAGACGUGUUUGCUGGCUGCCAGAUUCCAUAUCCUAAACGAGAGUUCCUCAAUGAAGAUGAACCUGAAGAGAAAGGGGAUAAGGAACCACCAUGAACUAGGCUGACCAGAGCAUGUUUUUGCUGGCAUGAGCUCUUUUCUGCACUACGAUGGUUUGCCAGAACAGCUGGGCCUCAACCAGCAUCUAACGCAGAGUAGAUCUCGGUCUCUACCAAGGCAGUAAGUGUAGUAGCUGCACAGAAGAGCAAUCUCAGCUAGUCAGGUAAAUUUUGUGUUAAUACCCAGAGUUAGAAAACAUAGGAUCUACGACAAGCUGUUAUUCAUAAUUAUGUUAGUUCCUGCCAUGUUUGUUUACAUGUAAUAAAAUUGCUGUUUUUC